AUGAAAGAAUUACGACUGGCUGAUUCCAAGAUCAUUGCACUUUCACCUCACUCUACAGCGAACAUCAUGGCCACUUUACCAGAAAAACAACCUUUCGUCGAGGACAGACAUGCCCGAAUGCCAGACAAGUUCCCCUCUACGUUUGUUUCGUCGACGGUACCCUAUAUAUUUGACACUGCCGCCAUUCUUGCGGCAACCCACCCCACCUUCUCGACCGCAGAUCUAUCAGACGAUGGGUGGUUCAUUUCGGAUUUUUAUGCCUUUAACUAUCUGUUGAAAGGCUUGGGCAUACAUCAGGCAUAG
Penicillium verrucosum is the source of this 303-nucleotide messenger RNA. RefSeq lists its product as uncharacterized. The coding region runs from base 1 to 303 and encodes 100 amino acids. The transcript has a single exon. The record is from RefSeq and is a predicted model, not a curated record. NCBI's taxonomy places the organism in Eukaryota, Fungi, Ascomycota, Eurotiomycetes, Eurotiales, Aspergillaceae.